AUGACGUCACUGUGCGCUUGUCUUCUCGCCGUUUUCAUUGGCUCAGCUGUUGCCCAAUGGGAGCCAAACACUGCGUACGGCAGGCAAGCUAUUGUCCAUUUGUUUGAAUGGAAAUGGUCGGACAUCGCAAACGAAUGUGAAAGCUAUCUUGCACCAAACGGAUUUGGAGGUGUUCAGAUCUCGCCACCCAACGAGCACCGUACGGUAUGGAGCCCUUGGCGGCCGUGGUGGGAGCGUUAUCAACCCGUUAGCUACAAGCUCACGAGCCGCUCAGGCACGGACUCCGAACUCAGGGAUAUGGUUCAAAGAUGCAACAACGUUGGUGUAAGGAUCUACGUUGAUGCUGUGGUCAACCACAUGGGUGCUGGAGAUACGGGGACUGGCACAGCAGGCAGCUCUUACGACGUUGGUUCAUUUAGCUUUCCAGGUGUACCGUUUAGUAGGUGGGACUUCAACGUCCCAAGCGGUAAAUGCUCCUCCAGCAGCGGCAAUAUUGAGAGCUACCAGAACACCAACCAGGUUCGUAACUGCAACCUAGUGGGCCUUCCAGAUCUCGACACCUCUACGUCGUACGUCAGGUCUGCCAUUGCGGGUUUCAUGAACGAGCUUAUCGACAUCGGGGUGGCCGGCUUCCGAGUCGACGCUUGCAAGCAUAUGUGGCCCGGGGAUCUGGGCGCGAUCCUCGGCUCUCUGAACAACCUAAACACUGCAUACUUCCCAUCUGGGUCUAGGCCAUUUGUGUUCCAGGAGGUGAUAGACCAAGGAGGGGAGCCGAUAACAGCGGGAGAGUACACUCCUUACGGCAGGGUGACAGAGUUCAAGUAUGGGUUGAGAGUGGGUGAGGCAAUGAAGGGUUCGAGCAAACUCAGCUACUUUAGUAACUUCGGGGAGGCUUGGGGACUGCUUGCCGACACGUCAGCCGUGGUGUUCGUUGACAACCAUGAUAACCAACGUGGACACGGUGGAGGUGGUAGUAUCAUCACCUUCGAGGAUCCUCGUCUUUACAAGAUGGCGAAUGCCUUCAUGUUGGCUUACCCUUACGGCUUCACUCGCCUGAUGAGCAGCUUCUAUUUCAACCACGACACCGAUGCAGGUCCACCAGCAGAUGGCAGCGGCAACACAAUGUCCCCUACCAUUAACGGAGAUGGUACCUGCGGGAACGGCUGGGUGUGUGAGCACCGAUGGAGACAGAUCAAGAACAUGGUUGGUUUCCGUAAUGUCGCAGCUGGCCAGCCUCUCUCUAACUGGUGGAGCAAUGGCAACCAACAGAUUGCCUUUGGUCGUGGAGACAAAGCUUUCAUUGCUAUAAACAACGAUGGAUACACCCUCUCUGAGACGCUGUACACCGGCAUGCCAUCUGGAGAAUACUGCAACAUCAUCUUGGGUGACUUCGAUGGGUCUACCGGGUCAUGCAGUGGUCCUACAAUCAACGUCGAUGGUUCGGGUAAUGCUUACUUCAGUGUGGAUUCUGGUGAAGAUCCAGUGGCGGCUAUCCACGUCGAUGCUAAGGUUGGUGAGUCUACUGGCAAUGUACCUAUUGAUAACGGUGGUGAUAACAACACCCCUGUAAAGGACCCGACUGCUCCGGCCGGUACACAACGCACCGUAGUCUUCAUCAAGAAGCAAACAAACUACGGCCAAGACUUGUUUAUCCGCGGCGGCAUCGACCACGCCAAGAGAAGCAGUUGUACGUCUAAUGCCGACACCAGUGCCUGCGCAAUGCCGAUUUACCACAACAUCGGGGGAACCAACACCAAGUUCAACUCCUGGAAGGCUGGAGACGAUUUCCUUGAUUGGUACGGUGCAGAGAGUGACCAGAAGAGCUACGAGGGAAGCACACCUGACGGGACCCCACUUGUCUGGACGACAAGCAACUCUGGCAACGGAGCAAACGUUGACGGCAACGGGUAUGGGUACACUCCACUGAACCAAUGGGGCGACCAUUACUGGAUGGUGGACGUGAAUAUGGACUGCGACAAGACCGAGGGAGGAUGGUUUGAGUUGAAAGCGUACCUGAAGAAUGGAGAUGGGUGGGAGAGUGACAUCAUGCAAGGGUCUUGUUCGGGGUCCGCUGGAGGAAGCAAACCUUACUCCAGCAACAACCACUUCGCUAGAUGCGGUUAUCUUAACGUUUUUGAUUUUGGUUCUAGCCACUGCACCAUUGAUUCGUUGUGAGUUCCAUAUUAACUUGCAAAUAAAAAUGACUUUAUUUCAUUGUGAUGAUUUUAUACA
Molecule: messenger RNA, 2232 nt
Organism: Asterias rubens (European starfish)
Lineage: Eukaryota; Metazoa; Echinodermata; Asteroidea; Forcipulatida; Asteriidae
Product: alpha-amylase-like
Exons: 3
Coding region: 1-2175 (724 amino acids)
Biological process (GO): carbohydrate metabolic process
Molecular function (GO): cation binding; alpha-amylase activity
Source: RefSeq, a predicted model, not a curated record